This is a messenger RNA of Tetrahymena thermophila SB210, 1251 nucleotides long. RefSeq names its product zinc finger, C2H2 type family protein. The transcript has a single exon. The record is from RefSeq and is a predicted model, not a curated record. NCBI's taxonomy places the organism in Eukaryota, Ciliophora, Oligohymenophorea, Hymenostomatida, Tetrahymenidae.
AUGUAUACAAUUUCUGAUAGCAAUAACAUUGGUCCUGAUAGCAAUAAAAUUUAUUUUGAUACCAAUAACAAAUAAGUCUAAUAUCAUAAUAAUAAUGAAUAAAAUUGUGAAUAUUUGACCUUCUAAAAAAUAAAUAAGUAAAAAAUUUUUAAUAGAAAUUCUGAAAAUUUCUAUGGUUAAUAAAAUUUAUAAGAUAUUCAAUCUUAAAUGAAUUUUAAUGAAAUCUUUAAAUAUUAAACUAAACAAGAAGUAGAAGAUAUAAAAAUAACUUAAAACAUAAAUUAUAGCACUGAAAAAAUCUAUUCUGAAAAUCACAUAUAAAAUAUAUAAAAUGCUCUAUAGAUUAUUGAAGAUAAUUCUUUUAAUCAAGAUAUUUAUGUGUAAGAUAUAUAAAAUCAAACGCAUAGCUUCAAUUAAAAAGACAAUAGAAAUAUUUCUAAUUAAUAAGAAUAAGAAUAAAGUUUUGAUUAAGCAAAUAAUUAGUAGAACUUUUUCAUAGAUGAAAAUUACUUAUUUUAAUAAAAUGAAGAAGACUUUGAUAGGAGUAAUAAGGAAUUUUAGGAAUUAUUUUCAAAUAAUUAGUAAUAAAAUAAAUAAUGCGAAGAUGGUUUUAAAGACUUAUUUAUAAAUAUUGAGUAGUAGAACUUCAAAUAGUCUCCUUAAUAUUAAUUGAUUGAAUUAAAUAAUUAUUACCAAAAUCAAUAAACUGAAAACUAAUUUUAACAAAAUGAAAACCUUGAUUAGGAUGAUGAGGAUAUAUUUUCAAGUAAUUAUAAAUAACAUGUAUAAUGCCAAUUUAAUAGUUUUUUACAUAUAAACUAAACAAUAUUAUGUGAAGAUUAGCAGAAACUCUACUAAUCUCCUACAUAUUAAUAGAUUGAAGUAAAUAAUUAGUAACAAAAUCAAUAAACUGAAAACAAAACACUUAGCGAAAGAUAACAAGUAAAUGGUAUUUUAUUAAACUAUUAACAAUAGCCUCAUAACUAUUAAAUUAAUUAAAUUCAUUCGAAUUAAAUUUCUAAUUAAAAUGAAAUUUAAGGAUAGCUUGAAAAUCAUCAUAUUAAGCCUAUCUAAUUAUAAAUUAAUCUAAAUUAUCCUAAAAAAAAUACUUGCAAAAAAUGUGACAUAGCUUAUAAAAAUUUAAGUGGAUUAUACAAUCAUGUCAGAACAUAUCACGAAUCUAAAAAUAUAUAAGAUUUUGCAUUAGAACCAGCUUAAAAAAGAGGUAGACCAAAAAAAGUUCUCAAUUGA